This is a messenger RNA of Pediculus humanus corporis (human body louse), 2574 nucleotides long. RefSeq lists its product as uncharacterized. The transcript is spliced from 11 exons. Gene Ontology annotation, cellular component: Golgi membrane. The coding region runs from base 1 to 2574 and encodes 857 amino acids. Lineage: Eukaryota; Metazoa; Arthropoda; Insecta; Psocodea; Pediculidae. Gene Ontology annotation, biological process: protein O-linked glycosylation via N-acetylgalactosamine. The record is from RefSeq and is a predicted model, not a curated record. Gene Ontology annotation, molecular function: beta-1,3-galactosyl-O-glycosyl-glycoprotein beta-1,3-N-acetylglucosaminyltransferase activity.
AUGACGGGGAGGCGUCGUCUGCAAAUUUGUUUUUUUGAAAAAAAAUUAGUUUCUAAUUUAUAUUUUGUGCUUGCGAUGGCGAGUUCGAAACCGUUUUUUGAUUUAGUAAACGGAAAUCCACAUUUUUCAUCGACUUAUUUCGAAAGAAAAAAUAGCGCAUCUGGAGAAUUUGUAUUGAAAAUAGAAAAAAAUUGCGGUUUGCAAAAAUCAUGUCCGGAAAAUUCAUUUUCAAUUUUUUUAUCAACCGGUUGUUUUCCAAAUACAAAACCGAAAUUAUGCAUAAAUGGUUUGAACAUAAUAAAACCAUUGCAAAAAUCCGAUGCACGAGGUCUCAACAUAGCAGUUGUUCAGCAGAAUAAUUUUGAUAUAAUUUCAGUAAAAAAUUUUGAUACGUACAAAUAUAAUAACUCAAAUGAAAUUUCCUCCUGGAUAAAAGGAAUAUCAGAAAAUGAUAUAAUAAUUGCAUUCACGUAUGACGAAGCUUCGAAAAAAUUAAAAAAGGAAACGAUUGAUUUAUUAAAUAAUUUAGGAAGUGGUAAAAUACAAAAUUUACAAUUUCGUUCUCAAUGGUAUAUGAUAACGCAAAAAAGUAAUGAUGGUUUUACCAUAUACGAAAAGUUAACGUAUGCAAAUCAUAAUGAAUGGGCAAAUAGAAUUGAAUUUAAAGGAUGCAUACCUAAAAAUAUACCGAAAAAAUUCACCAUAGCCGACGAACCUUUUAAAACAAACGUUAAAAAAAAUAAAUUUUGCGAAAAAAAAACAAAUUCCGAAUUCAAGGGAUUUUGUAACGAAGGAAGAUUCGACAUGAUUAUGCCAGCUUUAUUAACAAAUAAAAGUCUAAUAAAUAAUUUAGUUUAUACUUUACCGAUUUAUAUUUAUGCGAGUACAAAUAUAGAAAUUUUAAUAUCAUCCAUGGAUAGCUUAAUUCACCAACCUGGUAUUGUACAGAAACAAAUUACAAUAUUACAUUGGGAAAAUAAUGAAGAUAUUGAAAAUAUUGCAAAAAUAUAUAAUGUCCGUUUCAUUAAAACGGAUAAUUUCACAACGUUCGAAGAAAAAUUAUCGGGAGCACAAGAAUUAUCGAAUAAAUUUCAUCCAACUAAAAACUAUUUGAUUGUUAUUGAUUCUGACGUAAUACCAUCGCCGGAUUUUUUAUUUUUCAUGGCACAAUUACUUCCUGUUUUGAAAAAAGAUCCGGAAGUUUCAUUCAUAACCGGUUGGAGUUCUAAUUGUUAUAAAUCAAAGGGAAAUGUUCAUUUGGCUUAUAGAAUUUACGGUACUCCCAUAUAUGCCGCAUUGAUUUCUGCUAAAAAUAAAAGUACAUUUCAAGGUGACAUGUUUGCUCCUGACGUGGCAAGAGUACAAGGUCCAGAUGUGUGUCACCUUCCGAGCCUGGAAUGGGAUAAUUGGAUAGAACGUCCACAAGACCUGAUAAAAAGUCGUUAUUUUCAUAAGUUGGUAAUGUUGACUCAAUUAAGUCAAAUCAUCGACCCGGAAGAAAUAUUAAAAUCGUGUUCAUCGUCGUUAAUUAAAAACGAUACGAAUGCAAUUUAUAUAAAAUCCGACGAUAAAACAAUUCCGCAAAUACUUAAAUGUUUGGGAAUAAUAAAUAAUCAAUAUGGAAUGUAUCACGGUAUCGUUAGAUUGUUCAUUCGCGAUUAUAAUUGUAGGUUGACAUUAGCAGAACAAAAACCUAAAACAUCUUAUGAAAUCGGAUUAGCUUAUACUCCAGGACAAGUUGAUAUGCAGGAAAGAUUGCCUUUUCCUCCUAUUCCUUAUAUAAGAACGGAUGAAACGUAUAAACCCGGGAUUAUAUACACGCCAAAAGAAGGAUUAAAAACUACUUACAAUGAAAAUUUUGUUGCACCGAUCGCGGAUGACAAUUUAAAUAAUUUGCCAUCGAAACUAUUAUCACAACAUAGAGAAUAUCCUAAAUAUGAUAAAUCCAUUUUGCCGGGAAAGUUUGAAAUUAGCGAAUACAAAGAAGAAUAUCCUAUAAGGGAUUUUGAAAAACCUUCGAAAGGGAUCGACAUAGAGCGUGAAACAACAUGUCGGAUGAUACUUACGGGAAGAGACGAAAGAGAAUCAUUGCCUUUCAUUCAAAAUUAUAAUAAAUAUUUAGAUAUAUAUUUAAGCACGAGUAGAUUAGCUCACAGAGCUUUUACAGUACAAGAGCAAAGAGGUAUCGCUAUGAAAGAUAUAAUUACAUUUCCGGAAACGAUGGGCAUUCCAAAAGGACGCGGAUACGGUUGUAAAUUUCCCGUCGUUUCCGGUAGAGUUUUGGAUAAUCGUGAUCCAAACAUGGUCGAUAAAUUAUUAUUUCCGAUCGAUGCAAAAUUAAGAUAUCUACCUAAAGGAAUGCCCAAAGUACCUCAUUUCGGGUGCGAAACCGAAACUCAAGCAUCAUUUACAAGACCAGAGGGUUGUGCAGUUACAAAAACAUUUGCAAAAUUUGGAGAAUUUAAUCAGUGUAUUAUCACUCCAAGUACGAGACAAGCCAUGUCUUCUCCAGGAAUGUACACGACUGAAAGUAACGUAAUACAUAAUCACGGUUCUCCACAAGCUGUUGUGUAG